This is a messenger RNA of Eruca vesicaria subsp. sativa (arugula), 1975 nucleotides long. Lineage: Eukaryota; Viridiplantae; Streptophyta; Magnoliopsida; Brassicales; Brassicaceae. The record is from the annotation of a GenBank genome assembly.
AUGGUCGGAAAGGAAGAACCAUGCGUUUACCAGAAUCCAGACGCGCCAGUGGAGGCGCGUGUGAAGGACCUUAUAUCUCGCAUGACUCUCGCGGAGAAGAUCGGCCAGAUGACUCAGAUCGAACGUAGAGUCGCUUCUCCAGUCGCCUUUAGAGAUUUCUUCAUCGGCAGUGUACUGAACUCCGGAGGGAGUGCGCCGUUUGAGGACGCUAAGUCGUCGGAUUGGGCAGAUAUGAUCGAUGGCUUUCAGCGAUCAGCGUUAGCGUCGCGUUUGGGAAUUCCCAUGAUCUACGGCACAGACGCUGUUCACGGCAAUAACAAUGUCUACGGCGCCACCGUUUUCCCCCACAACAUCGGCCUCGGAGCCACCAGAGAAGCGGAUUUGGUCAGAAGAAUUGGAGCUGCAACGGCACUUGAAGUAAGGGCGAGCGGAGUUCACUGGGCGUUUGCUCCCUGCGUGGCCGUGUUGGGAGAUCCGAGAUGGGGACGAAGCUAUGAGUGUUAUGGAGAAGACCCUGGACUUGUCUCUGAGAUGAGUUCGCUGGUCUCAGGACUACAAGGCGAACCACCCGAAGAACACCCAAAUGGUUACCCUUUUGUCACUGGAAGCAACAACGUCGUUGCAUGCGCCAAACACUUUGCUGGAGAUGGUGGUACCGACAAGGGCGUAAACGAAGGGAACACCAUCGCAUCAUAUGAAGACUUGGAGAAGAUACAUAUUUCUCCAUAUUUGAAGUGUCUUGCUCAGGGAGUUUCCACGGUUAUGGCAUCUUACUCCAGCUGGAACGGGAGUAACCUUCACUCCAAUUACUUCCUCUUAACUGAAGUUCUCAAGGAAAAACUCGGUUUCAAGGGAUUUAUAGUUUCAGACUGGGAAGGUUUGGACCGGCUUAGUGAGCCUAGAGGAUCAAACUACCGCAACUGCGUUAAAACUGCGGUUAAUGCUGGCAUUGACAUGGUGAUGGUACCUUUUAAGUACAAAAUGUUCAUACAAGACAUGACAGACCUGGUAGAGUCAGGGGAUAUAUCAAUGGAUCGGGUCAAUGACGCUGUUGAAAGAAUACUAAGAGUGAAGUUUGUAGCUGGUCUCUUUGAACAUCCUUUGUCAGACAGAUCUUUGUUGGGAACUGUUGGCUGCAAGGAGCAUAGAGAACUUGGGCGUGAAGCAGUUAGAAAGUCGUUAGUGUUGCUAAAGAAUGGGAAGCAUGCUGAUAAACCGUUCCUACCACUAGAUCGCAACGCCAAGAGAAUUCUAGUCACUGGAACGCAUGCAGAUGAUCUUGGGUAUCAGUGUGGAGGAUGGACAAAGACAUGGUUUGGUCAAAGUGGCAGGAUCACAAUCGGCACCACGCUUUUGGAUGCCAUAAAAGCAGCAGUUGGAGAAAAAACCGAAGUGAUCUACGAGAAAACUCCAUCGAAGGAAACAUUGGCUUCGAGUGAAGGAUUUUCUUACGCCAUCGUUGCAGUGGGAGAAUCUCCCUAUGCAGAGAGUGUCGGUGACAACGCGGAACUCAUAAUACCGUUUAACGGUAGCGACAUUGUAACCAUGGUGGCAGAGAGAAUCCCAACUCUGGUGAUGUUGAUCUCAGGACGACCUGUGGUUUUGGAGCCGAGGGUUCUUGAAAAGACGGAGGCUCUAGUAGCUGCUUGGCUGCCUGGAACUGAAGGGCAAGGAAUGGCUGACGUCAUUUUUGGUGAUUAUGACUUUGAGGGGAAGUUACCAGUGAGCUGGUUCAAAACCGUUGAGCAUUUGCCGUUAAACGCUCGUGCCAAUUCGUAUGACCCAUUGUUCCCUCUUGGUUUCGGUCUCAAUUCAAAACCAGUGUAACUACACCGGUCUAAUUGUGGUACGUUGGAGUAUGUAAUGACGUGUAUUACAAACAAUGUCGUGUUUGUGAAAUAAGCUAGCAAUAAGAACUAUUGGGUUUUGAAUGAGAGAUCAUGAAAAAGUUUAAACAAAGUGUGUCUUGAGAAAA